Molecule: messenger RNA, 640 nt
Organism: Drosophila rhopaloa
Lineage: Eukaryota; Metazoa; Arthropoda; Insecta; Diptera; Drosophilidae
Exons: 1
Coding region: 132-488 (118 amino acids)
Source: RefSeq, a predicted model, not a curated record
UUUUAAAUUCAAAGUAAAAAGAACCUAUUCCAUAUUACUUCGAGCUAGAGCUCACAACCGUUUUCAAAAUUAACACAUUAAAUUCGACGAACUACAAACUAAAAGAAUAGAGUACUUCCACUCCGAUCGACAUGUGUUUCAACGAACUUGAGGAUCGCAGUUUGCUGCCAGACUGUCACAUCGCGAACAGAGUGUUCCUCUUCUCGCUGCUGCAGUCUCUCCAGGAGCAGGAGCGUCGUCCAGAGGAAGUGGAUGUCCAGUUGCGGGAUCGCUACAAUGUAUUCCGCCAGGUGCUGCCCAAUUAUCCGCUGCCUGAACAGGAGAACUCUGAUGUCAGAAUGUAUUUUUUGCGGGAUCAGGAGCAACAGCAUUCAGUCCCAGUCUCCAUGGACGCGGACUCAUCUGGCGAUGGGAUGAGCGAAUCCAGCCUGGACAAUGAUUCCAGCCAGAUCGCCCUUUCCGGCAACAGGAUGGACUGGCCGAUUUAACUAAAAUGUCUGGGCUUGUUUAAGCAUCACAAACCCACAUAAAUUCAAAAAGUGAAAUUAUUUCUUUGGCUAAAUGUCUGCCAAGUGAUGUUAAACGUAAUGAAAGUAAAACCUGACCAUUAAACGCUAAACAAUAAAAAAGAAAAUAAAAC